Molecule: messenger RNA, 3332 nt
Organism: Oncorhynchus keta (chum salmon)
Lineage: Eukaryota; Metazoa; Chordata; Actinopteri; Salmoniformes; Salmonidae
Product: guanine nucleotide-binding protein subunit alpha-11-like
Exons: 8
Coding region: 362-1513 (383 amino acids)
Biological process (GO): phospholipase C-activating dopamine receptor signaling pathway; adenylate cyclase-modulating G protein-coupled receptor signaling pathway; action potential
Cellular component (GO): heterotrimeric G-protein complex
Molecular function (GO): G-protein beta/gamma-subunit complex binding; G protein-coupled receptor binding; GTPase activity
Source: RefSeq, a predicted model, not a curated record
UUUAUACAUCCCUGACAGAUGAGGAAGGGACUUUUUCCAUUCACUUCAUACAUUUAACAUUCUCAUGGGACUGGGGCAGACUGAGUGAGGGAUGAACCUGUCGAAACUUUAUCUGCAGUGAGGUAGUCCAUGUCACUCAAGGCGCAUUCCAUUGACUGAGAGGUGUUUUCACCAAGCUACAUACCCUGCAUAUUCUACCGAACACGUACUGUAGUAGACUUAAACAGGGAUCUGCUUAUGUUUGAGACAAACUGUUAUUGAAACUGGGAAAUACUCUGCUGUGCUUCAACGAAACUUUCAUACAGUUAAACAAAAUAUUAUAGGAACACGGGGAGAAUGGAUCACGCGCAACGAAAGUCUGAUGUAUUUGCUUUACAAGAGGUGUGACACAUUGAAGUUCGACAUGGCAUGCUGGAAAUGGUGCCGUCGGACCUGGGUUUGUUGCCUGGAAGAUGAAGAGAGGAGGAGCAUUGCUAUUGACAAGGAGAUUCAGAGGAUUCUCCGACAGCAGAAGAACAGAGAACGCAAAGAAAUCAAAGUUCUUUUACUCGGCACAGGGGAGAGUGGGAAAACCACCUUCAUCCGACAGAUGAGGAUCAUCCAUGGAAGUGGCUUCUCUGAGGAGGAAAGACAGGACUUCGCCAAGCUCAUCUAUCAGAACAUCUUCACGGCUGUGAAAGCUAUGACCCGGGCCAUGAUCACCCUCAGACUGCCCUAUGCCUACCCAGAGAAUGAGAUGAAUGCCAGGUGGGUGCAGGAUGUGGACACAGUGCAGGUCAUCCAGCUGGACCGUGGCUUUGUGGACGCUAUCCGCCAUCUAUGGGCCGACCCAGGCCUCCGGGUCUGCUACAGCCGCCGCAGCGAGUAUCAGUUGCUGGACUCCACAGAGUAUUAUAUGACCAAUCUGGACCGCAUAUCUGCCCCAGACUACAUCCCCACUGCUCAGGACGUGCUGCGGGUACGAUUCCCCACCACUGGCAUCCAUGACUACUCCUUCACCGUAAAGACCAUCACACUCAGGAUUGUGGAUGUGGGUGGACAGAAGUCAGAGAGGAGAAAGUGGAUCCAUUGUUUUCAGGAUGUGACGUCCCUCAUUUUCCUGGCUUCCCUCAGCGAGUACGACCAGGUCCUGGAGGAGAGAGAGACUGAUCAGAAGCGUAUGCAAGAGAGCUUGGCUUUGUUCUACACCACCAUCCAUUCGCCCUGGUUCCUCAAGACCUCCAUCAUCCUCUUUCUCAACAAGACAGAUAUCCUGGCUGACAAGAUCCAGGCAUCCGACCUGCAGAAGUACUUCCCAGGGUUCACAGGAAAGCGACGUGACGCUCAGGAUGCUAUGAAGUACAUCCAGAAGAUGUAUGAGCAGCAGGCUCACAGCCGGGACAAGAAGGAAGAUAGCAAGACGCUGUACCCCCACUUCACCUGCGCCACCGACACCAACAACAUCCGCAAAGUGUUCAGUGACGUCAAGGACACGGUGCUCCUCAAGUCUCUCAUGGAGUUUGGGGUGAUCUGAGGGCCUGGGGAUCUGCCUACCUAUGGGGCCACACUCAACCAACAACCACUCAGGGCAGAACAGGCUCUCCCUCCGUCCCUCCCUUGCUCAGUUUUCUCCUCUCUCUCAAUCUCAGCUCCAGUGGGGAUGCUCUCGGGCCAAACCUCCUUAUUGCAGGAAGGAAUCUCGACCUGGAGAGCAGAACAGAAUGGAGGGACUCCUAUGACUCCUGUAUCACUAACCUGUUUUACACACACACACACACACACACACACACACACACACACACACACACACACACACACACACACACACACACACACACACACACACACACACACACACACACACACACACACACACACACACACACACACACACACACACACACACACCCACCCACUGAAGGCUUGUGUCACAUUUUGUGUUUGGUUGGUCUUUUAAUUGGUUUGCUUGGUUGACACCCGUAUAUGUUGUCGCUGGGUCUCAGGUGUGAGAUGUGAUGCAGGCGAGAAAUGUAUGAUUUGAGGCGUUUACUACAGCUGUGAUCGAUAAGGUGUCAGAAAUCACUUGAUGUCAUAACGGGUUCCCCUGAUACAGUGUGUUAUGGAAUGCAAUGCUGUACUGUACACUGUUAGGAUUCUUGCUUUGGUUUUUGCUGGAUACUUUUGUUUAGUCUCUUCCCCUAAUGUGCCUGCCUUACGACCAGUCACCUGCUAUACAUUGAGUUCAUAUGGGAACAACAACGCCGGUGAAUGUAUACAUUAACCAACAAAUGAGAGUGCUUAAGAGCAGCAUCCAAGUACAGGGUUAUUACUAGCUGGCAGGCAUGCUGAUGUUAAAGCUGAAAUGUAAUAAAAUAUCUCAUUAAAUUCCUAGGACCCUGUUAGGACUGCUAUUAGGUGGCUCAGAGAGGCCAGUUAAAAGGAACGUCUGGCAUCGCGGGUGGUUCAAGUCUUGCCACUGUCUGAUAGCUCUAAAAAUCAACAUGCAGUUAUGAUGUGAAUGGUUGUAGGCUUUAGGCUACGGUAGGGCUUUGAUUUGAGCAGUGGAGUUUUUUGUGCUUCGCUGCAGAGUGGCAUGAAAGGUUACACAGCAAACAAGGAUUUAAUCAUUGUGUCAAGACUAUAAACAACAACUCAUUAUUCAUAGUUGGCUUGCCCUUUUACUCUGGUCCCCUAUCAAUAUUUAUGUUCAGUCAAUAUUUAGUUUAGUAGGCUCAGGCUGUGCUCAACUUGUUUCAUGUUCAGUAGCAUUUUAUAUUGGAUUCUAUAUUGGUGUAAUUUAAGCGAUAUGGCCUCUAUAAAUAUGAGUGAGUGGAGCAGGAUGGAGUCUGUCAGAUAAUACAGGCAAUGAUAUUUUGACCUGUGUGCGUCACUAAAGCAGAUGAUGAGUGUGUCAGUGGAAAAGGACUUCAAAGUCAGAUUAAAACCUCUUCCAUUAAAUUGAAGUCAGUAAUAACAAAUUGCAGGCAUGGAUCAUACAAUAUGCAUCGAAUUUAUUCAGGUUUGAGAAGAUUGCUUUGCUGCAGUGUGAAGAAUGUGUUGUUGUUUUUUACUCAAAAACAUGUUUGGUAAAGGACUUGGGUCUGAAUGUGCAACUAAAUGUAUAGCUAUAUUUCCUUGUAGAACUGAACAUAGGCUCUGAUGAAUUAUUAAUUGUAUUCAGCUUAUUUUGUUAUAUUAGACCACCUCAUUAACAGCAAGUGUGACAGGAGAUGAUGCACUGUACAUAUUACAGACUAACAUUGGGAGAACUCUUAUUUGGUGCAAAUAUUUUGUAUAGAUUUGGGAAGAAUUUGGGGAAAUAUUUUCUAAUUAAAGUUGUGUUUUGAAAAAGA